Molecule: messenger RNA, 2568 nt
Organism: Ricinus communis (castor bean)
Lineage: Eukaryota; Viridiplantae; Streptophyta; Magnoliopsida; Malpighiales; Euphorbiaceae
Product: probable methyltransferase PMT2
Exons: 7
Coding region: 277-2118 (613 amino acids)
Cellular component (GO): trans-Golgi network; endosome; cytoplasm
Molecular function (GO): methyltransferase activity
Source: RefSeq, a predicted model, not a curated record
GAGGUGGCGGGUUCUGAUUGGACAGAACACAAUCUAACAAAACUGGUGAAGUCUACUCUGAACGCAUCGAACAACUUUAACCACUUCCCGCCGUGUGCAUUCUUACGUAGUUUCUCCUUCCCUACGAUUCUAUUCUGCCUAUCCAAAUUAUACAUUACCCUCUCUCUUCCAUUUUCACACACAUACACUCUCUCUCUCUCCCUCUAAAAUCAAACCAUGAUUUGAUCUGAUUAAGUUUGGACCCCCCAACUUUCUCGAUUUCUUCGCCUAUGCAUCAUGGCGACAAAAGGGAACUCAGGAGACCAUAAAACCAGGAGUUCUUUCUCAAUUUUUAUUGUAGUCGGUUUAUGUUGUUUCUUCUAUGUAUUGGGCGCAUGGCAGCGAAGUGGUUUUGGAAAGGGUGAUAGCAUUGCUCUUGAGAUCACCAAACAGACACAUUGUAGCAUUCUUAAUAACUUGAAUUAUCAGACAAGCGGUGAUGCUGGGAUAGUUGAUGGUUCCGGAGCAGAAGUGAAGGAGUUUAAGCCGUGUGAUGAUAAGUUUGCUGACUACACUCCUUGCCAAGAUCAAAUGAGGGCGAUGACAUUUCCUCGAGAUAAUAUGAACUAUAGGGAACGGCAUUGUCCUCCUGAUGAAGAGAAGCUGCAUUGUCUUAUUCCAGCACCUAAAGGGUAUGCAAAUCCUUUUCCAUGGCCAAAGAGUCGUGACUAUGUACCCUAUGCAAAUGCACCUUACAAGAGCUUGACAGUUGAAAAGGCUGCUCAGAAUUGGAUACAGUAUGAGGGUAAUGUGUUUAGAUUCCCUGGUGGAGGAACACAAUUUCCCCAAGGGGCAGAUACCUAUAUCAAUCAACUUGCUGCUGUGAUUCCCAUGGACAAUGGUCUGGUUAGAACUGCGUUAGAUACCGGAUGUGGGGUUGCAAGUUGGGGUGCAUAUCUUACCAAGAAGAAUGUUUUGGCCAUGUCAUUUGCUCCAAGAGACUCUCAUGAAGCACAAGUUCAAUUUGCAUUGGAGAGAGGUGUUCCAGCUGUUAUUGGUGUUCUUGGAACUAUCAAGCUGCCUUAUCCUUCUAGAGCAUUUGAUAUGGCUCACUGUUCUCGUUGCUUGAUUCCAUGGGGUUCUAAUGAUGGAAUGUAUAUGAUGGAAGUUGAUCGUGUUCUUAGACCUGGUGGUUAUUGGGUGCUUUCUGGUCCUCCCAUCAACUGGAGAAACAAUUAUCAAGCAUGGCAGCGUCCCAAGGAGGAACUUGAGGAGGAACAGAGAAAAAUUGAAGAAAUUGCCAAACUUCUCUGCUGGGAAAAGAAACAUGAGAUGGGUGAAAUAGCCAUCUGGCAGAAAAGAAUAAAUUCUGAUGUAUGCCGUGAGCAAGAUCGUCAACCUAAAAUGUGCCAAUCCACAAAUCCGGAUGAUGUCUGGUAUAAGAAAAUGGAGGCUUGUGUAACUCCCUAUCUCAAGACAAAUGGGCCGAAUGAAUUUGCUGGUGCACCAUGGCUAACAUUUCGUGAAAGACUUAAUGCUGUUCCAUUCAGAAUAUCUAGUGGCUCCAUUCCUGGAGUAUCUGUUGAAACAUUCCUGGAUGACAACCGUCUGUGGAAGAAGCAUGUAAAUGCUUAUAAGAGGAUAAACAAAAUCCUUGAUUCAGGAAGGUAUCGCAAUGUCAUGGAUAUGAAUGCUGGAAUGGGAGGUUUUGCUGCUGCUCUUGAAUCUCCAAAAUUAUGGGUUAUGAAUGUUAUGCCUACAAUAGCUGAAAAAGAUACUUUGGGUGUUAUAUAUGAGCGUGGUUUGAUCGGCAUAUAUCAUGACUGGUGUGAAGCCUUCUCCACAUACCCGAGAACAUAUGACCUUAUUCAUGCAAAUGGUGUUUUCAGCUUGUAUAAGGAUAAGUGCAAUAUGGAAGAUAUUCUUUUGGAAAUGGAUCGUAUAUUAAGGCCAGAAGGUACAGUCAUAUUCCGGGAUCAAGUGGAUGUGCUGAUCAAGGUGAAGAGAAUUGUUGGAGGAAUGAGAUGGAAUACGAAAAUGGUGGAUCAUGAGGAUGGUCCACUUGUCCCAGAAAAGGUGUUGUUUGCUGUCAAACGGUAUUGGGUCGCUGGAGAUAACAACAGCACUUCCUCACUGUGAACAGGAAAGACACUGCUAAAACUGCAUACUGAUACUAUCAGGAAAUGCUACUUUCUUUUCUUUCUUUUUUUUUUUUUUUCUUUUCUUGAUUCAGACCCAACAAAUUAUUUUCCUCACCCAUGGGCCAAUUGCGGAUUAGCAAAAGCCAUUAACUGUGGCUUGUGCAGUUCGUGUUCUUUUGAUUUAGAUAUAGGAUACAGGUAGGUCAUUCAUGCUCGCAAGAUCUCAUGGCAUUGCGGAUCUUGCAGUCCUUUCUAUUCCAAAUUUUGUUCUUUUCCUCUUGCUUUAAUUCGUGGACAUUCAUGUUUAACUUCAGUCUCAGGCAUAGAUGGAGCCCAGUGUUGGUUUCUCUGCCUCCUGUUGCAGUCUGUCUGUAAAGAAAUUUUGAGGUUUACAUGAUACAUAUCUAUAAUUAUUUGGAGCAUAAUUAAGAAGCCUUCUCUUUUUCUC